Messenger RNA from Salmo salar (Atlantic salmon), 3568 nucleotides. RefSeq names its product solute carrier family 46 member 1 (gene slc46a1). Gene Ontology annotation, biological process: transmembrane transport. Gene Ontology annotation, cellular component: plasma membrane. The record is from RefSeq and is a predicted model, not a curated record. Gene Ontology annotation, molecular function: transmembrane transporter activity. NCBI's taxonomy places the organism in Eukaryota, Metazoa, Chordata, Actinopteri, Salmoniformes, Salmonidae.
GUCCAGAUGGGGCAAUCUCGAGACCAUUAUGCGGACAAGACUACUGUAUUAAUAACUUCUAGAGGUUUUACUUACAGUUUAAGUACGUUUUGUCUUUGUUUCUGAUCAGAACAAGUGAAUUAUUUGAAGAUUUUGCCCGCAAACUAUUCAGUCUUGCGAAGACGAGUCUAUAAUAACAAAGGAACCGAAACUCUUAGUUAGGGUCUUGAAUCUUUUUUUGGUAUCCUACAAACUGGCAAUGGAAGAUUCGGACACCAGAGCAAUUCUUCCCGAAGAUACUCUAUCGUCUGUAGACGACGACAUACCGAUAAAUGACACAUUUUGUAAUAACGAGGAGGUUGAGAAUAAGGGACACAUUUGCUAUAGACGGCCGCCGUUCGCUUGCCCGCUUUCGGUUUCUGUUGAACCCGUGUUGUUCUUAUCGAUGUUCUCACUGUCUCUUCAGUGGCCGCUGUCUACGCAGUACCUAUGGGACCGCAUCAGUGAAGACGUUGGUUACAACGGAACAAAAGGAGGGGGAUGUGCCAACACUUCUGGGCCCCCAGACCCACUUCAAAAGGAGGUAGAGACCCUGACAGCCCACUGGAACCUGUACAUCAACUUGGGAGGAUUUGCAGUGGGGCUGUUUGUGGUGACUCUGCUUGGCUCCUGGAGUGACCAGGGGGGCCGGCGCCCCGUGCUCAUCCUGCCCAGCCUGGGUCUGGCCCUGCAGGCUGGGGUCUACCUGCUGGUCAUGUACCUCAAGCUGCCCGUGGCCUGGUUCCUCCUGGGCAGGCUGCUCUCAGGCCUCUCAGGCGACUUCAACAGCAUCCUGGCAGGCUGCUUUGCCUAUGUGGCUGAUACUAGCGACAGGGGCUCCCGGACCUUCAGGGUGGCAGUGCUGGAGGCCUGUCUGGGACUGGCUGGCAUGCUGGCCAGUAUCAUAGGGGGGCAGUGGCGGCGGGCACAAGGGUACAUUAACCCAUUCUGGCUGGUGCUGGCCACUAACCUGGCUGCUGCCCUCUAUGCCUACCUGUUUGUACCCGAGUCCGUCACCCCUGACCCCAGUGCCAAACUCUUUACCACCCGUCACCACCGCGCCGUCUACCGCCUCUACUCUGCACUAGGCGACCCCACUGAGGUCGGCAGUUACACAAAAUGGAGGAGGUACAAACUGUGGCUGUACAUCUUCUGCUUCUUCCUGGUGGUGACGGUCCACUUUGGCAGCCGCGAGCUGUAUGUUCUGUAUGAGCUGAGCUCUCCGCUGUGCUGGGGCCCAGGGCUGAUCGGCUGGGGCUCUGCAGCCCAGAACCUGGCCUACCUCAGCAGCCUUCUGGGGUUGAGGACCUUGCAGCGAUGCCUAGAGGACUCCUGGGUGUCUCUGGUGGGACUGGCCUCAAACAUGACUGGCCUGGUGGUCAUCUCACUGGCCAACACUACUGAACUCAUGUUCACAGGCUAUGGGCUGUGCUUCCUCUACAUGGCAGCCACUCCAGUCCUCAGGGCCAAGCUGUCCAAACUGGUGGGGCCUGAAGAACAAGGUGCGUUGUUUGCGUCGGUGGCCUGUGUGGAGGGGCUGUGUUCCCUGGUGGCCAGCAGCCUCUUUAACACUCUCUACCCAGCCACCCUGCACAUCAUGAAGGGAUUCCCCUUCCUGUUCGGAGCCCUCCUCCUCCUCAUCCCUACAGGGAUCAUUGGGAUAGUUGAGUGUCGGGAUCAGAGAACAGACAGAAGAGAGGACUCUGCAACAUCCUGACAGACAGACAGACAGACAGACAGACAGACAGACAGACAGACAGACAGACAGACAGACAGACAGACGGACGGUUAGUAGAUAAACUUCUUCACAUCACAGCUUGAGCGUCUGGAAGGCCACAGCCUCUGCUGCCCUACAUACACCUUUUUACCAGUGUGCUGGAGAGGUAGCUGACUGUCAUUAGACCACACAAAGUUUGGAUUCCGUGGCUUCAACACCAAAAGACCAAAAAGCUGGAACCACCAGCCAACUCCCCAUGUCAGACAUCACUGUGCACUACGUCAUGUGAGACUAGAAGAGAAAGAGGUCUGGGUUCCCUGUUGUAUUUUAAACUGAAAACCUAAUGUGAGCUGACAUACAAUUGUGGUCAAAUAAUACCCACAGUACUAUAUCAAACUAUCCAAGGGCAGGCAGAAAAUACAUGACUCAGAAAAUAUGAAAUUCAAUAACAGUGCAUCUCAAUGUCACCAUAGCAUGCGAGCAGCAGGUAGAUCGACUUUAGCCCAACUUGUCCAGACUCAACCAUUAGUAUCUCUGAACAAAACGAGACCCAUCCGCUUCUAACAGCAGUCAGGGAGUACUGAGUUACACUGCUUACAGUUUACUGUCAUCCCUCCAUUCAACAGAUAGCCCAGUCUAACCCCUUAAGUGCCCUAACACAGCAACCCUGUCACCCCUCCAUACUAUACAAUAGAUAGGAGUGUGUGUGUGUGUGUGUGUGUGUGUGUGUGUGUGUGUGUGUGUGUGUGUGUGUGUGUGUGUGUGUGUGUGUGUGUGUGUGUGUGUGUGUGUGUGUGUGUGUGUGUGUGUGUGUGUGUGUGUGUGUGUGUGUCAUUAGAUGGCCUAGUCUAAACUCCCUGCUCCCUAAAGUGUUCCCACAUAGCAACACAUGAUAACCCCCCAGCACAAGGCCACAGCUAGCUCACACACACCACACACACUGUCCUGGGUUCAACCCUCAGUAGCACAGGGGGCAACCAGAUCUCUUAUAACACAUUUAAAAGGAUGCAACAGAAACUGAGGGGUUGGGGCCAGGGGGAGAGUUGAAGCAUUACUGUCACUCAGUAUUUGGGAUGAUAUAUUUUGAUUUGCUGUUAGGGAGGAAGGCCUGCGAUAGCCUACUGGCUUUCUGUCUUCUGAAAUCAUGUAACCAAUGUGUUCAAUGCACUGACUGGAAGUUGCUUUGGAUAAGAGUUUCUGCUCAGUAUUGUGAUUUGAUUUUAUUGUCUGUACCGUACAGUAUUACUGAUUUUUAAAUACUGAAUGAUAUUUAUCAUCUUUAGAAAAUGGAACGAAUGAAUAAUUGAAUCAUACCAAUGAUAUAUAUUUGACACUUAAAGUUAAGUGGCUUCUUGAAAUGAAAUGAUAUUGCCUUAUAAAACAUUUAUAGCACCUUGUAGAUGCUGAUGUGGAAAGCCAAUUAUAUAUUUGAUAACACUUAACUGGCUUCUUAUGAAAUGUUAUUGCCUUAUAAAACAUUUAUAGCACCUUGUAGAUGCAGAAGUGGAACAUAUGAAACUCUACAAUAAAGCAAGCCACAAAAGGGCAUGGUAUAUGAUGAGUGUUUCACAACUAGGGGCCUUCUGCCUCAUGCCUUACUGAUUUACCGUUUCAUAAUACCAUUGAAUCUAUUAGCUGCUAUGAAUAUGUUAAUAAUAAUAAUAAGGCAAUAUAACGCUUCAUAAGAAUCCAUUUCAAGUAGUGUUGCACUAUAUUGUAAUGCACAGAAAGAUUCACAGAUUUACUGUAUCCUGGGGUAGUUGUUUUUAUUGCGCUACUAUAUUGUAAAAUGACAACAAUGCCUAAAUCUUGAAUAAAGAAAGUAAACAAGAA